UCGAUUUUUUUAGCAGCAAUCAGAGAAAUUCGGCAUAAAAUUCCAAUAAAUAUGCGAAUGAGUCCAAGUAUUUAUUUGUUUUGUUGAAUCUAGUGUCUAUCUAAGAGAUACGGAAGCGUAUUAUAUCCCCUUCACCAGAUUUCAGGUGUCUACACCAAAUACUCUGGAUCAUAAAAGAAAAAACAAAAAGAAAAAAUGAAUGAUCAUUGAACAGCUGCUGGUCAUGAUUGGGCACAUCCCAAUCCAAAGAGUGCAAAGAAGUCAACUUUAUUUUUUGUACUUUGCACCACAUUAAAAUCAAUUUGCUUAUCAAUUUUACGCUAAAAUUACGUUGAAUCAACUAACAACAAAUAAAACAAAAUUGAUAAAAACGGAUUCCCUGACCUUCAACCAAUCCAAUCAGUAAAAGUAUAGUUUACUUCACUGAUAACUCUGAGCCAAAAGAAAGAUUGCAAAAUAAUAAAAAGGCAACUAAUAGAAGAUAGACGAAAGAGUUCGGAGAGUGGAGGAAAACAAAAAGACAACUCGGUUCGUAAUUAUUAAACAGAAUCUAGGGCUAACUAAGUUUUAUUAAGUGCAGGUGAAAGAGAGACGGCCAUUCGAUUUGGAGUUGCUUUGGAAUGUUUCCAAUGAUUAUGAGCUUUUAAAGAAUAUUAAAUCAUAUUUUUACUAUCGCCCUCGGCCUCUGAACUACCUAUCAUUAGUUUUUGUAUCAAAAAAUUGUUCCUCCAAGUAGAUUGAAAUUUUGUAGAAACAUAAGACGUCUUUGUUGAAAGAGAAACCAUGGCGGACUUGAACGCCGAAGUUAACACAGUGAUUCAUUCAAAGGCUCUUAUGUUGGGAUUAAAUGAACUGCGGAAGGCCAACAAGCUACUGGAUAUUACUUUGUUGGUUGAAGGAUCGUCUAUGAAGGCUCAUCGUGUAGUUCUUGCCGCAUGCAGUGAUUAUUUUGCCGCAAUGUUUACAGAUCCCAUGAAAGAAGCCCAACAAUCUGAAAUCCAACUAAUAGGCAUACCAGCUCGUGGUAUGGAAAGUUUACUCGAAUAUGCUUACACAUCGAAAUUAGAUAUAGAUCGUAAUAAUGUCCAAGACAUUCUAUCAGCUGCCACUCAUGUUCAAAUGAAUGCCGUCGUUCUCUCCUGUUCGGCCUACUUAGAAUCUCAAAUAGACAUGGAAAAUUGUGUCGACAUAGCUACACUAUCUGAUCUCUAUUCAUUAAGUAAUCUCAAGCACAAAACCUAUCGAUUUAUAUGUGCUCAUUUGGAGGAGUUCUCAAAAACUCCAGAAAGGGAUAAUCUAAGUUGUGAACAGCUUGAAUAUAUCCUAAGCUGUGACUAUCCUGUGGAUUGUUCGGAAGUCACAGUUCUACAAAUUGUAGCUGAGUAUUGUGUAAAGAAUAAAGUUACAUUGGAAAAUGCUAUAAAACUUUUUACAAACAUUCGUUUCGAUCAAAUCAAAACAAUUGAUCUACACGUUUGGCCAAGGUUUGAUUAUAUUGAUGAGUCUAUUCAUUCGCCGUAUUACAAUGUUAUGCGAACGGCGGGUUUUCAACAAAAGAAAUCCUGCAAGAAAAAGUAUAUUAACUCUGAUCUACUCAGGAGCAAUAUUCUGACAAAUACUCGAGGCAUGGAGUUGGCGCUAGUCAAAAUUGGAGGUUUCUAUAUAAAUGGAGUACACAAUGGUCUGAGUUUUGCUUUGCCCGAUGAAAAGAGAUGGCACCCGUUAACUUGCAUUCCACACAUCGAACAAUGCAACUAUGGAACAGCCGUGUUAGGCAAUGACCUUUUCGUGGUGGGUGGCUCUUACGAUGUUUGUCUGAAAGAAUACAUUCACGGGUUUGGUUUUCGAUACAGUGCAGGUAAAGACAAAUGGUCAACGAUAUCACCAAUACAAUCGGAAAGAUGUCGAUUUUCGUUGAACGCAGUUGGCAAUUUUUUAUAUGCUGUGGGAGGUGUUUGUGACCAAAUCGAAGGAAGUGAAGAAAUCUGGGAGGAAGGCCGACGAGAGUCGAAUUGUGAGAAAUAUAAUGUAGCUGCUGAUACAUGGGAAUAUAUAAAACCGUUGAAAGAGAAUCGAAGUCAGCAUGCUGGAGCAGCUCAGGGUCACUUUUUGUACAUAUCAGGUGGAAUUGAUAGACACUUAGUUCUGCCUUCGUUUUGGCGAUACGAUACAUUUGGCGACAAAUGGCAUCAAAAGAGUCCUAUGCCAAAACCAAGAGCGGAUCACGUACUCCUUGCAAUUGAUGACAAGAUUUACGCUUGUGGCGGAUGGUUUGAAGACCCUCAUACUGGAACACGGGUCCUAAUUAGUGACAUCGAUGUUUAUGAUGUUGCCACAGAUAGUUGGUAUUUGGAGACAAGGAAUCCAGUUCCUACAUUUCAUGCUGGUAUAACAGCGGUGAAAAAUAAAAUCUACUUUGUUGGAGGGCUGCUUUCGGAUGAAACAAUAAAUUGUUCGUCAAAUGUUCAAACUUAUGAUCUUUUAACCAAAGAAUGGUCAACACAAACAGAAUGGGAAGGAUCCAAACCUACUUGGGAGUGUACGUGUGCUACAUUUUAUGUGCCGCGUUGUCGAGAAGGUUUAUAACAAAGAAUAAGAAAUGAUGAAAUUACUCAACGAUAUGUUUAAACUCUAACGUCGAGCUGCCUUAUACAUAUAUGUUUUUGUUCUUGUUUUUAUUUUUUUUAUUUAAAAAUCUGAGAUUGUUGUAAAUAGUAUUUAUAUUGUAGUAUACAAAAAUAGUAAUUUAAUUUCUUUGUAUGCUUAGAAUGUGUAUCGUCUGCUGUUUUACCAGUGAAUUUCGAAAGGAAAUAAAAUAUAAAUUAUAAAUUGUCAAUUAUACUUACCUAA
Molecule: messenger RNA, 2850 nt
Organism: Episyrphus balteatus (marmalade hoverfly)
Lineage: Eukaryota; Metazoa; Arthropoda; Insecta; Diptera; Syrphidae
Product: kelch-like protein 26
Exons: 5
Coding region: 784-2586 (600 amino acids)
Molecular function (GO): protein binding
Source: RefSeq, a predicted model, not a curated record